GUCUUAAGGAAACAAUUGCUUACAAACAUGGAUUUCAACUCGUGGAACAUUUUUUGGAGUUCGGCUUUCGGACUGUUAGCGGUACUAAUCAUUUUUGGAAACUUCUUCACCAUCUGGGUGUUCCACCGACAGGGAUCACGCAAACGAUCUUACUUUCUACUAAUCAGUUUGGCUGUUGCUGAUUUAAUGGUUGGAUUGUUUGCAAUUCCACUUUUUAUGAAAAAUAACAGCACGGAACAUUCUUAUUUGUGGCGGCUCGUGUCAAAGUCUUUUGACGUUUUCACUGGUUUAACGUCCAUCUAUACACUAGCAGUCAUUUCCUUGGAGAGAAUGUUUGCCAUCGUAUGCCCUUUACGCCACAGAACUCUGACAUCUCGUAAUUACAUCUACGCUAUUGCUAUACCGUGGAUGGUAGCAGCAGUCUUCGUUACUGUUCUCAUUCUUUACUCUUAUGAGAUUAUAAAACAUCCAAGUUAUAGAUUUCUUCUCCUCCUGUUCCAGACCACGCCAUUGCUAACCAUGUGUGUCGCGUAUUUCAGUAUUUGGAUCAAACGGAAAUCUACGAUGGGAAUCCAAAAUCACAGAGCUGCAAGAGAAUCAAAAUUAGCCAACACUUUAUUUUUGGUUACAGGAGCUUCUCUUUUAACUUGGACUCCAUUUCAAGUUUUCAAUAAUUUGAUUUCGUUUGACCGUUUGCGGAUUUCUUUGACAUUAUUGUACCUAAGCAGGAUUUUACAGUUUAGCAACUCGCUUGUGAACGUAGUAAUUUAUCCCCUAAGAAUUCCACAAUUUAAGACAACUUUCAAGAACAUAAUUCAUUAUUGUGGGGCUGUAUCUCAGAGACCUACAACUGCACGCUCCCAACCAGCUGUUCCUUUGAACAGAAUUACUCAAUUGCGAUGCUGA
Pocillopora damicornis (cauliflower coral) is the source of this 906-nucleotide messenger RNA. RefSeq names its product adenosine receptor A3-like. Gene Ontology annotation, biological process: G protein-coupled receptor signaling pathway. Gene Ontology annotation, cellular component: plasma membrane. The record is from RefSeq and is a predicted model, not a curated record. NCBI's taxonomy places the organism in Eukaryota, Metazoa, Cnidaria, Anthozoa, Scleractinia, Pocilloporidae. Gene Ontology annotation, molecular function: G protein-coupled receptor activity.